CGAUCACACACCGCCUCACUACCAACAACAUGAAGCUCUUCGUGGUUGCCGCCCUGCUGGCCGUUGCCGCCGCCGACAACGCGCCCUACACCACUCCGGCGCCCACCUACGCCCCGACCUACAAGCCCACCUACGCGCCCAGGCCCGCCUACCACCCCCAGCCGGCCUACAAGCCCGCUCCCUACCACCAGGAGAGCUACGACGAGCCGCCCAAGUACGACUUCAGCUACGACGUCCACGGAUACGGAGACUACGAGCCCGUCUUCAACGCCCAGGAGGCGCGUGACGGCUACGCCACCCAGGGAUCUUACUCGGUUGUGCUGCCCGACGGCCGUACCCAGACGGUCACCUACCGUGUGGAUGACGCCUACUCUGGUCUGAUUGCUGACGUCAUCUACGAGGGUGAGGCCCGCUACGACGAGUACAAGCCCAGCUACAAGCCUGCCCCGGCCUACAAGCCCGCCCCUGCUUACCAGCCCGCGCCCGCAUACAAGCCCGCCCCUACCUACAAGCCCGCCCCCACCUAUAAGCCCACCCCGGCCUACAACUAGAGAUGAGUCAAUAUUGGGUUUACUUCAAUAAUGCCUGCCAAAGCGUGCAGUGUCUCUUAUGUAUGUCUGUGUGUAUUUAUUGCAAAGCGAAUGCGAGUCAAUAAAGGUAAAUGAAUUUUA
Messenger RNA from Amphibalanus amphitrite, 671 nucleotides. RefSeq names its product adhesive plaque matrix protein-like. The transcript has 2 exons. The coding region runs from base 30 to 551 and encodes 173 amino acids. The record is from RefSeq and is a predicted model, not a curated record. Gene Ontology annotation, cellular component: extracellular matrix. Lineage: Eukaryota; Metazoa; Arthropoda; Thecostraca; Balanomorpha; Balanidae.